Molecule: messenger RNA, 2939 nt
Organism: Alligator sinensis (Chinese alligator)
Lineage: Eukaryota; Metazoa; Chordata; Crocodylia; Alligatoridae
Gene: STK39
Product: serine/threonine kinase 39
Exons: 18
Coding region: 132-1532 (466 amino acids)
Biological process (GO): protein phosphorylation
Molecular function (GO): ATP binding; protein serine/threonine kinase activity
Source: RefSeq, a predicted model, not a curated record
UCUCUUUUUUUUUUUUUUCUUUUUCUUCCCCAGGGAGUGGAGCUACAGCAGUAGUCCAGGCAGCGCUAUGCAAACCCAGAGAAGAACGUGUAGCAAUAAAGCGAAUCAACUUAGAAAAAUGCCAAACCAGUAUGGAUGAAUUACUUAAAGAAAUUCAAGCGAUGAGUCAAUGCAGUCAUCCCAAUGUAGUAACCUAUUAUACAUCUUUUGUGGUGAAGGAUGAACUUUGGCUAGUUAUGAAGUUAUUGAGUGGAGGUUCGAUGCUGGAUAUAAUAAAGCAUAUUGUCAACAGAGGAGAACACAAGAAUGGUGUACUUGAAGAACCAAUAAUAGCAACAAUUCUUAAAGAAGUUUUGGAAGGUUUAGAUUAUCUACACAGGAAUGGUCAAAUUCACAGGGAUUUGAAAGCUGGUAAUAUCCUUUUGGGUGAAGAUGGCUCAGUACAAAUAGCAGAUUUUGGUGUUAGUGCUUUUUUAGCAACAGGAGGUGAUGUUACUCGUAACAAAGUAAGAAAAACGUUUGUUGGUACCCCAUGUUGGAUGGCACCUGAAGUCAUGGAGCAGGUGAGAGGUUAUGACUUCAAGGCUGAUAUGUGGAGUUUUGGAAUAACUGCCAUUGAAUUAGCAACAGGAGCUGCACCUUACCACAAAUAUCCUCCAAUGAAAGUGUUAAUGCUGACAUUGCAAAAUGACCCUCCCACUUUAGAGACAGGUGUAGAAGAUAAAGAAAUGAUGAAAAAGUAUGGCAAAUCCUUUAGAAAACUUAUUUCACUAUGCCUUCAAAAAGACCCUUCCAAGAGGCCCACAGCAGCAGAACUUUUAAAAUGCAAAUUCUUCCAGAAAGCCAAGAAUAGAGAAUACCUGAUUGAAAAGCUUCUUACUAGAACACCUAAUAUAGCACAAAGAGCAAAAAAGGCUGAGCAGAAUCCGGGGAAACCAAGCAUGAUGUCAGGUUCUGAAAAAGAGCAAGAUGGAAACAGAAGGGUUAGAAGAGUACCAGGCUCAAGUGGCCAUCUCCAUAAGACAGAAGAUGGGGACUGGGAGUGGAGCGAUGAUGAAAUGGAUGAAAAGAGUGAGGAAGGCAAAGCAGCUGUUUCUCAGGAAAAGUCCCGAAGAGUUAGAGAGGAGGAAAAUACAGAGAUUACCAUGAAUGCUAAUAAUAUCCCAGAACAGAUACAGAAUCUGUCUGUACAGGACCCUCAGUCCCAGCCUGACGUUAGUAAUGAAUAUAGUGAAGUUCCAUGUGCAGUGAAUCUUGUUUUAAGAUUAAGAAACUCUAGAAAGGAACUUAAUGACAUACGAUUUGAGUUUACUCCAGGCAGAGAUACGGCAGAUGGCGUUUCUCAGGAGCUGUUCUCUGCAGGCCUGGUUGAUGGCCACGAUGUAGUUAUAGUUGCUGCUAAUUUACAGAAGAUAGUAGAGGAUCCCAGGGCCUUGAAAACAUUGACCUUUAAGUUGGCCUCUGGCUGUGAUGGCACUGAGAUCCCUGAUGAAGUGAAACUGAUUGGGUUUGCUCAAUUAAGUGUCAGCUGAUGUCUAUCACUUGACCCCCAAGCAGAAUUGUGAGAUUGUGAAGAGGCUGGCUUAGAUGCGAAGGAAAAUUUAAAGCACCACACACUGAGUUCUGCUUCAUUCUCUAGCAAUUCACAAAAACAAAACAAGCAAAAGCCCACAGCUACAUCGCUGCUGCUAACAUUCAGAAUGCUACUAAAUGUCUCUUAGCAGUCAAUUUGGAUUUCCCUUAAAUGAAAAGCAUAUGGUAAUGCACUCAGGUGGCUGUAUUUAUUGGUUAUAAAAGGAAUUUUCUAUUAAACUUAUUUCUUUUCAUAAAAUUUCAGUGAUACUAUUUUAAUUGUACUUGUGAUUGACAAUACUGCCUCUCUUCUGUUGUAUUUAGAAAUUAACAUAAUGAUAAAAGUUAAGAUUUAUUAGCCAAACUUGAAAUCUAGUUUUAAAACUGACUGUGAAUUUUAUUUUCAUAUAUUUAUGCAUUACACAUCCUAGUUAUAAGAAAAUGAUUGAUUUGAUUACAUGCUAUUUGCAGUUAAUCUCCCGUUAUUUAAAAAAACCAAAAAAGGUAAGGUAUAUCUUUGAAGUACUUGUAACUACUAGUUUUGGAAAUGACUUAAUUAGGGAUUAGGAAGCCUUUUUUGGUUUUUGUGUGUCUUAAAAAAAAACCAAACAAUCCACAGUUUGAUUGUCAAGGGUAUGGGAGGUGCCUUGCAGAUACUAAUGUUUCAAGAAUGUGCCUCAGGCUGCUUAAAACUAGAAUAAUCUCAGUUCUAGAAGAACCAUAUAUAGUUAUCUGAGCAAAAGACUUUAGAUAAGUUUGGCCUAAAUUAUGCUUUGUUGGGGAGUCUACAAGCUAUAACUAUUAUACUAUUUGUCAUAAAGCUAGACUGCUUACUGUGCCCAUCUCUGAUUUGGCUUAUCUUUAUGUGAUAGAAGUUGUAAAAAGGUGAUGAAACUUGAAGAACAGAGUUUGAGCUUUACUUGAAAAUCUGCAAAAUACCAAGGCAGAGCGAAAAAAAUAACAGGGCUUUGUGCAAUGACUAAAGUAAAAUUCUGUUACACAACAAAGAAAACAUUUCUGACCCAAGUAGUCUUAUGCUUGACCUGUGACUUAGAUAUUAUGGAGCUAGUAAACUUUAGAAAGAGUCUCAAAUUUGGAGCAUAUUUCCUGGGACACACAUUCCUUGGAUAUUACAAUUUAAAUUACUUCCUAGCUAAACCUAGAUAAAUGGCAGCUCUUUAACAUACUGAAAAUGGCAAAUAUAUAUUAUUAAGGAAAAAGUUAUUUAUAAUGCCUUGUUAUAAUUGUUGAGGUGUUCUAGAGCCAUUUGCAAACAACUCAAUGUAAUUUCAUUCCAUUCUAUUGUUUACACAAUGAUUAUUCAAAGAUGACUGCAAAGGUAAAAUGAAAAAUAAAAAGUGUAUUGC